This is a messenger RNA of Drosophila ficusphila, 6938 nucleotides long. RefSeq names its product eukaryotic translation initiation factor 4 gamma 3 (gene eIF4G2). The record is from RefSeq and is a predicted model, not a curated record. The coding region runs from base 126 to 6389 and encodes 2087 amino acids. Gene Ontology annotation, molecular function: translation initiation factor activity; protein binding; mRNA binding. The transcript is spliced from 6 exons. Gene Ontology annotation, cellular component: eukaryotic translation initiation factor 4F complex. Lineage: Eukaryota; Metazoa; Arthropoda; Insecta; Diptera; Drosophilidae.
GCGGAUUUAGGAUCAUUAGAAUAAAGCCCAUACCAGUAGGAUCAACGCAUCUACUAGUCGAGUGGAGGAGUCCCCGAGGACAGGAGCAGCAGCAGCACAGGAAGCGAUCCUCCGAAGGUCCUCCUAUGUUUCUACAACAGGGAGGGGGUGGGAAGGGAACCAGGCCACAGUCGACACACCAGCAGAACCACAACCACCACUCGCACCACCAUCAUAUCCAGCAGCAACAACAGCAGCAGCAGCAGCAGCAGCAACAACAACAGCAGGUUCAACAACAACAGCAGCAGCAGCAACAACAACAGGCACACGCUCUGUUUGUACCGAACCACGGCGGUCUUCACCACCAGCAGCAGCAACAGUUGCUGCAACAACAACAGGCGGCGCAGCAGCAGCAGCAGCAACAACAGCAGCAGCAUCAGGUGCAAGGAUGCAAUGUCAGAGUGACGCCCAUGCCCACGACCUCGCACACGACCACGCCCUUGGAUCCCUAUGCCGCUCGUCUGUCAACGGCGUCGAGCGCAACACAACCGUCGCAAACCCAGGCGCACCAACAGCCGCUCAUCUUCUAUAACGCCCAGCCUCCGUACGCCGGCAGCAACUCGCUGGGGGGACAUCCCCACGGCGGAGGCCAUCAUGGCGGAGCCAAUGGCGUGGCGCCCGGCGCUAAUCUAACCCGGGCGCUGAGCAACCAAACGCUUCCGCCCCACUUCCCGCAGUCAGCUGGCCUGAUAGCGUCCGCCGGCGGCAAUGCGGCUAAUCCGGGCGCCCCCUACUUCUCCACAACCUACAUUCCCUACACCCCGCCGGGUCAGCUCAUGGGCAUGCAGUCGGCUAUGGCCUUUCCCGCCAACGGAGCGGCCGGAGCUCCGCCCACAGCCUUCUAUACCGCUCCGCAGCAAAAACAACUGCCGCCGAAUGGCCAGCAACCCGGACCCGGUGGAGCAGCUGGAGCUGGACAAACGCCGUCGAUUUCGUACUACCAUAUCGCCCCGAAUAAUGCCGGCAACAAUGUGGCCAGUGGCGGCAACUCACACAGAGGCAGCAUGCGCGGCAACCAAAGGGCUGCGGCCACCGCCCAGCAUCCGAACUACUUUGCCGCCUUCGCCGUUGCGCAGGCGAAUGCCCCGCGUCCCGCUCCGGCGACAGUGGCUCCCAUGAUGAACUCCCGCAACGGGACGCUCAACGGUGCGGCCGCCUUUCACCUGCCGACCAGUUUCCUGCCGGGCAUAACCAUUGGACCUCCAGCGGCAAUGGCAGCGGGACCAAUGCUGGCUCCAGCUGGGAUCCAAGCUCCGCCCCCGCAAGCGCCGGCUGGAUUGCACACCUAUGCCGCGCACAUGCAGAGCACCAGCGCCCCCGCGCUGCCCAGUGUGUCAAGUGUGGCCGGAGUGCCGGCGGUGACCAGUGGAUUCUCGACCACCUCGUUGCCCACGCAGCCGGUGGGUGCUGCCCAACCACUGGUGCCCAGCAGCAGCGACAAGAUUGGCCUGCGACGCUAUGCCAUUCCCAUUAUCCAUCCGGAUACCAACGAGGACGUGAUGGAUCCCAAGAGCUCGGUGUUCAUCAAGAAGGACUCAAACUCGACACUAACACCGAGCACGGCUCUGGAGUCGGAUGGCACUCUGUGUCUUUUCCAGGCACCCAUCCUCAUGGACUCCGCCUCGGCUUCGUCGCUUUUGUCCGGCGUCUUGGCGGAUCCGCAGAUGCAGACUGGUCAGUCGACCGCUUCGCAGUCCGUCUCCUCGGAGAAGGUGUCUGGCAUGGUGUUCGGCGAGGAAGGCGCCGAUCCGGAAGCUGACCUGUCGCCUCCAGCCGGCACCACGGACAAGGAUCAGAUCAGCAUUAUCGUCAAGGACAUACUGGCCCACUCGGGCAACACCGAUGAGCACCUAAGCUUCUGGCAGUAUAGCGACGUGGACAAUGCCACGGAGACCCACGAUAGCCUGCCACUGGUACACUCGGAGUUAAAUCAGCACGAAGCCGUCGAAGAGGGCCAGCAGCCCGUUUUAUUUCAAGAGCAGUCGGCCAAGAAGCAGCGCCCCAAAUCGGCCAACAAGCAAAGCACCGCCACGCCUACAUCCAUAGCAAAUGACGUGGCCGAGGCAGCGGCCAGCGGAUGCCCGGGCAUCUCCAUCUUGUCCAGAAGCCAGCCGAUGCUGACACCAUCGGGUCCCUCGACACCGCCGCCAGCCUCACGUGUCGCCACCCAGCCGAGGCCAACCAAGUCGAUAGCUACCACAGUUGCUCCGACGCAGGCGAAGCCACCAACAGCAGCGGGUUCGCCCACCAGGAAGUCGAGUGUUGCGCCCGCUACUUCGAUCACCACCAGUUCGGGUGCCUCAUCCUCGGCCGCUUCCACGCCGACUCACAGCUCACAGCAAGGAAAGCAGAUCCCCGGAAGACUCACGACUGCAGCAUCACCAGCUGCACCACGCAUCUCGGCCGCUGUCUCCCUGCUCGCCGGCAAUACUUCUGCUGCCAAUAACGCCAACAGCGCGACCAAGAAGCAACGCAAGGCCCAGAAAAGGGCCAAGGAGCUGGAGAAAAAGAAACAGAAGUCCUCGAUAACGAGCACCACAAGCAACAGCCAGGGGCAGAUUCAGAAUAACAAUGGCAAGGGCAAUGGCAACGGCAACGCUGCGCCGGAAAUUAAUUCAAACAACAACAAUGCUGCCACUGUGUCGACAACAACAACAACGGCCACACUAACAACAACGGCAACAAACACUUUAGCGGCAACAACCAAACAAGGAAUGACUGCUGUCGAUGAGAAGGCGACGGCGCAACCGACGACUGAUAAGCUUAGUGCAACUAGUAAUAAUCCUAACGUAAGUUCUACUCUAAGAGACAACAACCCAAUGCCCAACCCCAAGGAGCACUUGACGAGCAACAACAACAACACAGACGAGGAUGAUGUGGAGGCAGAAAGCGAUCCUGACUCGGACAGCAAAGAGGACAGUAUGUUGAAUAUUCCGGAAGGCAAGUCAGAUCACUUGGCCAACGAUGAGAUUGUGGCGAAGUUUCUGCAGAAGGGCAGCCCCAACACAUCUGCCGCACUCUCGGAGACCCAAACGCUGCAGUUCCUCAACAGCAGCAGUUCGGUUUGCGAAGAAGAUGAACCAAUUUCCACGCGGGCUGAAGGCGGCGUGAUCAAGACAGAAGACAACCCUGCUGGUGAACUCAAGUUCGGGGAUUUCCACGAGGAGGCGCGCCUCGAGACCGGUUUCAUAUGCAGCUCCACCUGGUCAAGUUCAACGCUGAGCAAGGCAGCCGAGGAUGAUUCUUCGCUGAGCAGCCGGAGUGCUGAUAAUGUGGACUGUGCACCCAAGGUAACGGCUUCGAUUUCUGGAGAGAAGAGCGCCGGCAGCAAGAAGAGCUCUCCACUGCACCAGGCGUCCGGCAAAGGUCUGGGUUCACCCAAAGUUAGCCAGCAGAAACUAUUGAAGUCGAAGAGCCCCAGCUCGAGUCCUGGGCCCAGUUCCCAAGUGCCCAAGAACUAUCGCUACAGCAUUGAGACCCUGCGCGAGCUGUCCAAGCGAAGUGAUUCGCGCAAGCCUCCGAUGGUGCCGUGCCAAAAGGGCGACUGCAUAUCGCAGCUGUUCGUCUCCCGGCAGCAGCAGCCCCAGCAACACCAUAGUCACGGACACGGACCGCACAUCCAGCAGUACCAGCACAUGAGCUUCAACGAGUCCAUGGACUAUGUGCCCGGCAAGCGUGGACGCGGACACGGACCGAACAAGAAGCACCACGACGGCCACCAGCAGAUGGGCGGCCCUGGUGGCAUGGGCAACAUGGGAGGAGGCGGACCCAACACGAACCAGCGCCACAUGGACAUCAUUCGGGUGCAGCUGUCGCUGAAGGAGGAGAUCAAGCUGUCUGAGUGCGAGAACGCCUGGCAGCCGGGAACGCUGCGUCGUGUGUCCAUGGCUGGCGGCCAGGAUGAGGACAAUGAUGUCGACAGCGUGCUGAAGAAGGUGCGCGGUAUCCUCAACAAGCUUACGCCCGACAACUUCGAGGUGCUGCUCAAGGAGAUGUCCAGCAUCAAGAUGGACAAUGAAGCCAAAAUGACAAAUGUCAUGCUGCUGAUCUUUGAGAAGACUAUUAGUGAGCCGAACUUUGCGCCCACCUAUGCCCGCUUUUGCAAGGUGCUUUUUCACGAGAUCAAGGCUGAGAACAAGUCGCUCUUCACCAGCUCACUUAUCACUCGCAUUCAGCACGAAUUCGAGUCGAAUGUGAACGAUGCCAACGCCAAGGCCAAGAAGCUGCAGCCGACGGUGGAUCGCAUUAAUCAGUGUACGGAUCCGGCAAGAAAAACAGAGUUGCGCGCCGAAAUGGAGGACCUGGAGUACCAGUUCCGGCGACGUGCCUGGGGCACUGUUCGCUUCAUUGGCGAGCUCUUCAAGCUGCAGUCGCUGACAAGCGACCGGGUGCUCAACUGCGUGGAGUCGCUGCUCGAGCACGGAUGCGAGGAGAAGCUGGAGUACAUGUGCAAGCUGCUGACCACUGUGGGCCACCUGCUGGAGGCCAGUCAACCAGAGCAGUAUCAGCUGAGGGAUCGCAUUGAGAAGAUCUUCCGCCGCAUUCAGGACAUUAUAAACCGCUCGCGCGGGACGGGCCACCGUCAGCAGGUGCAGAUCAAGAUCAGCAGUCGAGUGCGGUUCAUGAUGCAGGAUGUGCUCGAUCUGCGAAUGCGCAACUGGGAUCAGCCGACCAGCCAUCAGAGUGGACAGCAAGGUGGUCGCGGUCAGCGGCACAAGCAGCACGACGAGCCCAAGGAGCAGAUGCAUCACAGCGCUGGCGGAGGGGGAGGUGGAGGCCGGGGAGGCGGGAUAAGCCAACACCAGCAGCCGAUGCACCACCAGCAGCAGAAGCAUCACCAUCAGCACGGCCACGAGGGCGGUAACUACUUCAUGCAGAAGAUGCCCAACAAGCAGCAUCACGAGAACCAGACCCUCAGCAUCGAUCCCAGCAAGCUGCGCUUCAGCAGCAGCACCACCACUGACGACUCGUCUGCCAAGUUGGGCAACUCAUCGCACUACCAAUAUUGGCGGAAUCGUCCGGCCAACGCGACACCCGUCACCACAACCAGUGUGCCGCCGCCAACAUCGUUGCUCAAGCGUCCCGGACAAAACUACAGAUUUUCACCGUACCAGCAGCAACCGCAACAGUUGGGCACUCCAAUCCCGUCUGCCGGCGGUAAUAGGGGCCAGGUGGAAAACUCUACAGACGCCGCUUUCGAUAGCAAGCAGUGCCAGGUGCUCAUAAACAAGCUGAUCGAGGAGGCACUCGAUCAUUCGCACACGGGCGACUGGCAGUCGGAAGUUCUGCAGAUUUGGCGCUCGCACAGCCCGACACAGCAGUCGAAGGCACUUCACUUCCUGCUGAUAGACUACCUGCAUCGCUCGUCCGUGAAACGCCAGCAACGUCAGGCGUGCGCCAACGUAUUUGCCUAUCUGAUGGACAAGGAUGCCGUGGAUACGGAGACCUUUGAGCAGGCGUACUCUCGGUUCGGCGAGGAUCUACCCGAUUUGCUGGUGGACGUGCCCAACGCGUUGGGCUAUGUGUUUGAGUUCCUGGGCCCCAUUAUACACGCGGGUCAUCUGGAUCUGAAGGAUGUGUGGCAGCGCCGUUGGCUGGAGAGUCCAAUUUGCACCGAGCGCUUUGUGUACGCCUUUGUCAACUAUUUUGUGCAGGAGUUUGGAGCCGCCUAUGCCCGCAAGCUUUGGCACAACGACUACAAACUGGAUCGGGGACAACUGUUCUGGAGCGAUGUGAACAAGUAUCGCGAGUUUGUGCAGUCGCACAGUUUUUACUUUCUGGACAACAGAACCGGUCAGAAUCAGGGGCACGCCAAAGCGAAGGCGCCAUCAACGCCACGAUCGCCGGGGGAGCAUGUGGAGCGGAUAAGACACCUGCUGGCACUGUCCUGCGACAUGGCCAUUGACUACAUAAACACCAACGUGGCCAUCAAUGACAACUUUGUGAGGGAGCUCACUAGAUUCCUGUGCUGUGAUUUCGCGCUGACUGUGAUGACAAAAACCCACAACAACAACAAGAGCGGCGGCAACGCAAAGCCACUGCAGCUGAACACGGAGAGCUUCCGCAGCCGCUGUACACCAUUGCUGCGACUCUGCAUCGACGCCCAGGAGGCGCUGGAGAUCGCCUGCAUUGACGAGGCUGUGGAAUCGCUGCAGCAGCACUUCAUGGCCGAGUUCGAGGACGAGAUGGCCGCCGGCGAGACCAUCUGUAGCACGUUCAGCGUUCUGUACGAGAGCGAGGUGAUCCCGAAGGAGUCGUUUGACAAGUGGUAUAAGCUGGAGGUCGCGCACUCGUCGGCCUCCCGACGCCCGUUUAUCGAAAAGCUGCGCGGCUUUAUCGAGGAGAUGUAGAUGAAAACGAAGACAGUACCAACUAGCAACAAUCCGAUUGUAAUCAAACAAAAACACCACAACGAAGAAACCCAAACAACCAACCAAUCAGCAACUGGAGCAUUACAGCAACAUCGUUUGAAACCCAUACUCAGACUAGGCGCGGUCGUAGGUGUCCAGUCAAGAACAUAAAUCGAACGAUCAGUCGAAAAUUCUGCUUGUGAAUCUGACCACCCACAGUGGGUGGCAAUCGCCCCCUAACACACUUAUUUGUUUUACGCUGAAUCUGAUCUGUGAAAACAAAAAAAUCCACACAAUUAUAUGUUUAACCACGAAUAGAUCUGUCGAAACAAAAAUUCUUUGUUUUUGAACACAGAUUUCCUUUGCGAACCAAACCCUUUCAGACACAACCAUUUCAUUUGUAUCACAACGCGUUCCUUAAAAGAAAGAGAAUUCCCUUUCAAUGACUCGGUCAUAAAUCACAAACACAAAGAUAAACAUAUUUACACAUUAAUCGUAUCAAAUGAAUAAAAACCAAACAAAAAAAUCGAAAAACUAUGUAUAACAGAA